Messenger RNA from Gymnodraco acuticeps, 2580 nucleotides. RefSeq names its product gap junction gamma-1 protein-like. NCBI's taxonomy places the organism in Eukaryota, Metazoa, Chordata, Actinopteri, Perciformes, Bathydraconidae. Gene Ontology annotation, cellular component: connexin complex. Gene Ontology annotation, biological process: cell communication. The transcript has 3 exons. Bases 474 to 1835 code for a protein of 453 amino acids. The record is from RefSeq and is a predicted model, not a curated record.
UCCUCCCAGCCCAGUGAAGCCUCCGUCUUGUAAAGUCAAUUUAAUACUUGAAUUAGUAAAAACUUCACUCUCUCAAAACUUUCAGUACAUUUUCACGACAACACGUCUAUGUCGUAGUUUUUGCUGAAAUUCGGCUAUGAAGAUUUUAUUUCCCCUGCACAGAAGUACCGUUUCUUUCCGGUUGAUUUGUGAAGUGGGAGCAGCUCUCUGACGGAGGGCAGCGGCGCCAAAUGUGCGUGUGACAAGGUGAGGAUGCUGGGUGGAUUCACACACACCAGGUAGGACACUAUGUCGGUCUCCUGUUACCUCUAAAAGUGUGUUUGAGGAGAACUUACUAGAACGACGAUAGGACAAAGGUACAUGGGGUUUGACAUAUCUCUGAAUUCUGGCUUGAGAGGACAGGAAGGAUAAAACAAAAAUAGGGAAGUAAGCGGGGGAGUACGUUGCCUCUCUCUAGUUUCCUUUCCAUUACCAUGAGUUGGAGUUUCCUGACUCGCCUGCUGGAAGAAAUCCACAACCAUUCAACAUUCGUGGGCAAGAUCUGGCUCACAGUCCUGAUAGUUUUCCGCAUCGUGCUAACGGCCGUGGGUGGGGAGUCCAUCUACUACGAUGAGCAGAGCAAGUUUGUUUGCAACUCGGGCCAGCCGGGCUGCGAGAACGUCUGCUACGACGCCUUCGCUCCACUCUCACACGUCCGCUUCUGGGUGUUCCAAAUCAUCCUGGUGGCCACGCCUUCCCUCAUGUACCUGGGCUACGCUGUCAACAAAAUUGCCCGGGCAGAGGAGCAGUGCGAAAAUGGGGGAGUGAGUGGAUUGUCGCGGAGGAAGACCAAGAAGCCCUACCUUGCUGGCAGAAAGCAGCACAGGGGCAUCGAAGAGGCCGAGGAUGACCAAGAGGAAGACCCGAUGAUCUACGAAAUGGCCGAGGUUGAGAGUGACGGUGAUGGAGCAGCGAAAGGAGACAGUGGUGAUAAAAAUGCAAAGGUCAAGGUGCGCCAUGAUGGCCGCCAGCGUAUCAAAGAGGAUGGACUGAUGCGUAUUUAUGUCCUUCAGCUCUUGACGCGCUGCGUGCUGGAGGUGUUGUUCCUGUGUGGACAGUAUGUCCUGUAUGGAUUUGCUGUUCCCGCCUCCUACGUGUGCUCUGACGACCCCUGCCCUCACAAAGUGGACUGCUUUGUAUCCCGGCCCACUGAGAAAACUAUCUUCCUCCUCAUCAUGUACACAGUCUCCCUGCUCUGCCUGGCACUCAAUGUCUGGGAGAUGCUUCACCUGGGCGUCGGUACCAUCUGUGACAUCGUGCGCUCUCACCGGGUGCGCCUACCAGAGGAAGGGCUGUACGGGCUUACGCGUGAACAAGGAGCUCUUAAUGAGGCACGAUUGAGUGGAGACGAUUACAGCAGCUACCCUUUUUCUUGGAACGCACCAUCAGCUCCGCCUGGGUACAACAUCGCCAUCAAGCCUCUCCUGGUAUCUACAGGGCACCACGACCAGCCACUUCCCAUUACUGAUCUCAAUAAUGCUAAGAUGACAUGCAGGCAAAACCACGUGAACAUUGCCCAAGAGGAGCGCCAGCAGUACACUAAUAAUGAAGAGAACCUGUGCAGAGGAGGGAUGGGAGAUGCUUCCAGAGUUCUUAAGGACAUCCAUCAUCCUCAGAACCAGCUGGAGGCCUACAGCCAGCCACAGAGCCACACUAACAACCACAGCAAGCCUCACCGUGAGCGGAAACACAGACAGGCCUCCAAACACACCGCAAGCAAGUCAAACAGGGCCGGAGGCAGCAGCACCAGCAGUAGCAGCAAAUAUGGAGUCAUAAAGGGCUCUGAGUGGAUCUGAAAUUCACACUACAGAUUUGUGUUUUCGUUAUUCUUAAAAAUGCAAAUCCUGAUGCAGGAAGACGUUGGUGCUUUCUUUAAUUCCCUGUGAAUAUGCAGAGGCUGCAAUGCUGUAACCUAAGGUGCCUUAGUUAAACACAAAAUGUCCUCAUCACUAUGGACUGAAAACAGUCCUACUGUCUUUGUGAGUCUUUUUUGAUUACCAUCCAGGUUACACUUUAAAAAGUAUUGUUUUUUUCUGAGUAUGCAAUAUUAUAUGCACGGUUUGAUUCAUUGUUUUUCCGAGCCAUGAAGAUAAACAAGAGGGUAUGUUUUCAUUUAAUAAUUUUACAGUAUUUCCAUGUAUUCUUUGAAGAGCCAAAUUAAGUUCAGUAACGUUUUAAAAGUUUUUGAAAUGUAUCAUUCAAUGAAAAUGUUUGGUAAAGUUUAAUGACCUAACUGUUCAAACUGUUGUCAUUGUUUUAGUGCCAAGCUGUUUUUUUGUUUGUUUCACCUUUAUGCUUUAAAGAUUUCUGCAUCAUUAAUGUUUAAUUAACAUAACAAACCAUAACCAGUGUAUCUGGCCUGUUGUUCUUUUUUCCCGGCCUGGUAUAAUGCAUUUGCUGUCAUUAAUAAUUACCUUAAUUUGCAGAUUUUCAAAUUGAAAUGUCAUUAAGGCUAGUCCUUUGCACUGUGCCAGUGUUUUGUGAAAAUAUAUUUUUAUGGUAAAAAAGUGCAUGGUUUUAAUAAAGAAUUGUUUUUUUUCA